Molecule: messenger RNA, 468 nt
Organism: Adineta steineri
Lineage: Eukaryota; Metazoa; Rotifera; Eurotatoria; Adinetida; Adinetidae
Source: the annotation of a GenBank genome assembly
AUGAACGACAAACAAUUAAGCGACACAAAUAAUCGUGAUCAAAAACAAGCAGGAGCGGAUAAUGUUGUAAUGCAUCAACCACCACCGACUGCUACUCAUACUAUGACUGGAAAUAUCACAAAAUCUUGUCAACCUCAACCGGUACUUAUCUAUCAAAUUCCACAUCAUGCACCGGUCAUGAUGAACCAUGGAAUAAAUAUGAAUCCUACAAUGACACCACAGAUAAUGGUUAUCCCAGACUACAAAUCAUGGUCAAUUUUCAAUAUUUUAUGUUGUUGUUUCAUACUUGGUAUUUUUGCUUGUAUAAAGUCUGGAAAAGUAAGAAACAACAAAAUGUGUGGAAAUCUCCAAGGUGCAUUGCAAGCAUCAAGAUCUGCUAAAAUUCUCAAUAUUUUUUCUACACUUAUUGGCUUGAUUAUUAUAGUUACUUUCUCUAUUCUUACAGCUACUAAAACAAUUAUAAUUUGA